AUGGCAGAAUCGUCCAGUGAUUCAGACCACUUCGGUUGUCGUGACCGAUUGAGUCGAUGGGCUGCCAGAUCAAUUUACAGGGGAACUCGAAGUCAUCCUACAGUAGAUGUCACCGAGAAGGUCAACACCAUAACAAGUACUUUACAGGAUACAAGUCGGAACCUGCGACAAAUGGACCAGAUGCUUGGACGAUAUCGUGAAUAUAGUGACAGACAGGCGGGUGCAAUAGAACACUUAAAAGAAAGCUUGGAACAGUCAAUAGAUCAUCUGCGGAGUCAACGUUUAUUGAGAAACUCAGGGGGGAGGAGUGUUUCUGCUACAAGUCUGACUGCAAGUGACCUCGAUGGUGGCACUGUGACAGAGAGCCAUCGUUUUCCACCUACCUCACCUCUGAAGGACUAUGGGGAUCCACAGAGUAUUAAACGAAUUAGAUCCAGAACUGGUGUCCGGUUUGUUCGGGAGACUGAUGAUGUAGUCCAGCUUCAUGCUUUUCAUCAGUCCCUCCGAGACCUCAGCAGUGAACAAGUUCGCCUUGGUGAUGAUUUCAAUAAGGAACUUUCCAGAAGAAGCCGGUCAGAUGCCAAAACAAAAAGGGCUCUGGAAGAAUUGACUGAAAAAGUUCAUGAAGUUCAGAAGCAAGAAGUGGUUUCAGAUCGGGUAGAGCGGCGGCUUCAGGAAAUAGAAAGAGAGAUGCGUACAGAAAGAGAGCUGGUGGAAAGACGUCAGGAUCAACUGGGGCUCAUGUCCUUGCAGCUACAGGAGGCACUGAAGAAACAAGAAGCUAAAGCAGAUGAGAAUGAGGGAGUAAUAAAAAAUAAGCUAAAACAAACUGAAACUGAGAAGAAUCAACUUGAACAGGAAUUGGAGCUAUCUCGAAGGUUAUUGAAUCAAUCAGAGGGCAGCAGAGAAACACUUUUGCAUCAGGUAGAAGAACUACGUACACAACUUACCAAAGCAGAAGGUGAUCGAAAAGGUUUACAGCAUCAAGUAUCUCAGAUUUCCAAGCAACAAUCAAACCAUCAGGAUAAGCAAGGAGAUGAUUGGAGGUUUAGGAGAGGGGUUGAGCGGGAAAACCAGGAUCUGGAGCAACAGAUGUCAGAUUUAAGAGUGCAGCUGAACUUCAGCGCAAUGGCAUCUGAAUUAGAGGAAGUGAAGCGGUGCAUGGAGCGAAAAGACAAGGAGAAAGCACAUUUGGCAGUACAAAUAGAGAAUUUAACACGUGAAUUGGAGAACAGGGAAAAACAGCAACUUCAGAUGUUGGAUCAACUUAAGGAGAUCCAGAGUCACUUUGACACAUGUGAGGCAGAGCGAAGGCGUGCUGACCUCCAGAUCUCAGAGCUGACUCACCAUGCGGAAGAUGCCACUAAGCAGGCCGAGCACUACCUCAAUGAGUUCCAGCAGUCAGAGGCCCUGAGAGAGGAGGCAGAGAAGAGGAGAGAAGACUUGAAACUGAAAGCUCAAGAAUCUAUUAGGCAGUGGAAGCUUAAGCACAAGAAAUUAGAGCGAACAUUGGAGAAACAGUCAGAAACUCUUGAUGAGCUAACAGACAAGAAUAAUCAGAUUCUAAAAGAAAAGGAUGAAUUGAAAAGUCAACUUUAUGCCGCAUUACAACAAAUAGAGAGUCUUAGAAAGGAAUUGAAUGAUGUCCUAACCAAACGUGCUCUUCAAGAGGAGGAGCUUCACCGUAAGGAGGAAAAACUAAGUGAUAUUAAGUCUCAUCAAGCUGACCUCGAACUAGAAGUCAGAAAUUCUCUGGACACCAUUCAUAGGCUAGAAAGUGAAUUGAAAAAGCAGAGUAAGAUUCAAGACCAGCUGAGAGUCGAGAAAGCUCACCUGGAGGAGGAAAUUGCAGAGCUAAAGAAGAGCCAGGCCCAGGACAAAGCUAAACUUCUUGAGAUGCAAGAGUCCAUCAAGGAUCUUAGCGCCAUCAGAGCAGAUCUUGCUAAUAAAUUGGCGGAGGAAGAGAGAGCUAAGAAAGCGGUGCUUAAGGACCUUUCUGACCUCACAGCACAGGUGAAAUCUAGGGAUGAAGAAGAAGCUACGGCCAUCACACAGUUAAAACUAGAACGAGAUGUUCACCAGAGGGAGCUGAAAGAUCUCACGUCAUCAUUGCAGAGUGUGAAAAUGAAACACGAGCAAAAUAUCCAGGAGCUGAUGAAGCACUUUAAGAAAGAAAAGAGUGAGGCUGAGGACCAUAUUAGGACACUGAAGGCUGAAAGCCUAGAAGAUAAGAAUAUGGCUAAAGCCCAUCGUUGUCAGCUAGAGAAUUUGAAAUUACAGUGUGACAGGCUGACUGAAGAAUUAACCCAGAAUGAAAGUGAGAACAAAAAACUGAAGCUAAAAUAUCAGUGUUUGAAGGACCAACUAGAAGAAAAGGAGAAACAUAUAAGCAAUGAAGAAGAGCACUUAAGGAGGAUGGAAGAGGCCAGAUUGCAGCUCAAGGAUCAACUUCUUUGUCUGGAGACUGAACAGGAAUCUAUUCUUAGUGUGAUAGGAAAGGAAAUUGAUGCAGCUUGUAAAACCUUUUCUAGGGACUCAAUGGAGAAAUUGAAAGUUUUUUCAUCUGGUCCUGAAAUACAUUAUGACCCACAUCGCUGGUUAGCAGAAAGCAAGACUAAACUUCAGUGGCUCUGUGAGGAACUGAAAGAGAGAGAGAACAAAGAGAAAAAUCUGCGACACCAGCUGAUGCUCUGCAGAGGACAACUCAGGGAUCUGACCGAAAACAAGCAAUCUGAGCUCCAGGAUCUCUUUGAACAGAUAGAAAGGCAGGAGAAGCUUCUGGAAGAAAUACAUCAGGAGAAGAGAGAUCUGCUGGAAGAGUCCCAAAGAAAAGAUGAAGAAAUGGAAUCUCUGCAGGACCGUGUAAUUGCAUUAGAAACGAGUACCCGAGUGGCCUUGGACCAUCUGGAGUCUGUGCCUGAAAAACUGAGCCUACUAGACGAUUUCAAAGACUUCAGAGAUUCCCGCAGUUUAUCCGACAGAAUUGAUGAGAGAUAUUCUAAAUAUAGAGUUCACGGAGAUUCUCUUCAGCAGCGCCGAGAUGACACCAAGUACAGAAUCAAAAGCUUCAAAGAUGACAGAAACUUUGCUGAAGGUUCCCACACACGUGGGUUAGAUCACUCAUCCUCUUGGCAGGAUCACAGACACUUCCUGUCUAGUCCACGAUUUUCACACUUGAACUCAUUUACCAAACGAACUAUUGCUCCAGAUUCAGCUUCCCUCAAGGAAGAUGCCACAAGUUCACCAAUGAAUGGAAGAAGUCCACAAUCCAAAAAGGCGGAAUAUGAGAGCCAGAAAAUCAAAAUGUAAUUAGUUACUUUACACAAGUGUUUUACACAGAACAGCACAUCUAUUCAUGCAGUUUGGCCCAAAUUAUUCAACAGACAUACCUGCAGCUUCAGCUCCUCAACGUUCGGUA
Molecule: messenger RNA, 3418 nt
Organism: Cynocephalus volans (Philippine flying lemur)
Lineage: Eukaryota; Metazoa; Chordata; Mammalia; Dermoptera; Cynocephalidae
Gene: CEP128
Product: centrosomal protein 128
Exons: 23
Coding region: 1-3309 (1102 amino acids)
Cellular component (GO): spindle pole; centriole
Source: RefSeq, a predicted model, not a curated record